Molecule: messenger RNA, 4155 nt
Organism: Humulus lupulus (European hop)
Lineage: Eukaryota; Viridiplantae; Streptophyta; Magnoliopsida; Rosales; Cannabaceae
Exons: 12
Coding region: 144-3929 (1261 amino acids)
Source: RefSeq, a predicted model, not a curated record
UUGAAUGAAAUCUCUGCUAAUUCAGCUUAGCACACUAUUAUUUAAGACCAAAUGUUGUUACUUUGAGCCAUUAAAGAAAAAAGAUUUGCACCCAGAGAUUUCUUCUCAUUUUCCUACCCUUUUUCCCAGAAAAUGAUAUAGAAAUGGCAAUAACGAAUUCACAGACGAAAAGCCAGCAAAUGGGUAGCCACUGCCACACCAAGGAAAAAGUUUGUGAAAUAUGUGGCGGUCAUAAUCCUCAUUCUGAAUUUUUACUAGUAACUUGUUCUGUAUGCAACACAACUUGUGAACAUGUUUAUUGCAUGCGAAGAAAAGUAAAGCACAAGGUCCCUGAAGAUUGGGUCUGUGAAUCAUGCCUAAAUAGUGAUGACUCGAUUCUGAUGGAAUCUGGGGAGACAGAUGCUCUUGAGACAUCUUCAUUCCAAGAAGAUGAAGUUGUGACUAUGGCAAUGAGCACUGAGCAAUUUUCAGCUUUGCAGCAAAAGCCUGUAAAAACGGGUAAAGUUAAGUUCAAUUCUCAUGAACAAGCCAUUAAGCGAUCUUCAGAGAUCUUAGGAAAAAGAUUAUCCACCUUCAAAGAGUCAAAAGAUAUAAACCCUUUAGAUGAUGAUUAUCCAUUUCCUGAGAAUAGUGAUGAGGAAAUGGAUGAUGUUGAGGGGUUCGAUAAUGAUGAAAAUAUGAGUGAUGAUGAGGUAAUAGAGGAUUAUGUAGCUGGUAGAGGCCCAACAUUGAUGCGUAAGGUAUUUAAAGCCCGAAGUGAGGGUAUACGCACACCGAUAGUGUUCAAUGAGUUCGGACAAGUUAUCGGUCCAGCAAGAACAAGGUUUGUGUCGACACUUGGAUCAAUUGUACGCAGAACCGUCAACAUUAAGCAUGACAGUUGGGCGAAGGUUCCUACUUUCGAGAAAAAUAAAUUAUGGCAUAUCGUUGAGGAGACUUUUGAGAUAGAUCCUAAAGCAAGGAAAAAGAUUUUACAGGCGGGUGGCAGAUAUUGGAGGAACUUCAAAACAAAUCUCACCAACAGAUGGAUAGAAAAACAUAGAUACACUAAACCCCACAGGCUAAUGCACCCACCGAGAGGAUAUAUAUCAGUGAUAAGAAAAGUUGAUUGGGACAACUUUGUCAAAGUAAGACUAAGCCCAGAAUGGGCUGAGAAAAGAAAGAAAAUGCAAGCGGUACGGGCGAAGCUUCCUCACAAUCAUAACAUGUCUAGGGGAGGUUAUGUAUCUAAGGAGGAGCAACUAAUGAAAGAAAGUGAUGGCCAAAUAAGUGAGUUUGAUAGAGCUGAGUUGUGGAAAUUAGGCCGACAGAACAAGAGAGAGCUGUCGGGCGAGGAGGCAUCAGCGGAAGCUAACAUUGAUCAUUACAAAAAAGUAAAGCACGAGGUCCCUGAAGAUUGGGUCUGUGAAUCAAGCCCAACCGUCAGUGACUUGAUUCUGAGGGAAUCUGGGGAGAAAGAUGUUCUUGUGACAUCUUCAUUCCAAGAAGAUGAAGCUGUGACAAGAGCAAUGAGCAAUGAGCAAUUUUCAAUUUUGCAGCAAAUGCCUGCAGAAACUGAUAAAACUAAGUUCAAAUCUCCUGAACAAGUCAAUAAGCCAUCUUCAGGGAUCAUGGGAACAGGAUUAUCAACCUUCAAAGAGUCAAAAGAUAUCAAUCCUUUAGAUGAUGAUUAUUCAUUUCCUGAGGAUGUUGAUGAGGAAACAAAUGAUGCUGAGGGGUUCGAUAAUGAUGACAAUAUGAGUGGUGAUGAGGAGAUAGAGGAAUAUGUAGCUGGUAGAGGCCCGACAUUGAUGCAUGAGGUAUUUAAAGCCCGGAGUGAGGGUAUACGCACACCAAUAGAGUUCAAUGAGUUUGGACAAGUUAUUGGUCCAGCGAGAACAAGGUUUGCAUCGACACUUGGAUCCAUUGUCCGCAGAAGUAUUAACAUUAAGCAUGAUAGUUGGGCGAAGGUUCCUACUUCCGAGAAAAAUAAAUUAUGGCAUAUUGUUGAGGAGACUUUUGAGAUAGAUCCUAAAGCGAGGAAAAAGAUUUUACAGACAGGUGGCAGAUAUUGGAGGAACUUCAAAACAAACCUCACCAACUGCUGGAUAGAAAAACAUAGAUACACUAAACCCCACAGGCUGAGGCACCCACCGAAAGGGUAUAUAUCAGUGAUAACAAAAAUCGAUUGGGACAACUUUGUCAAAGUAAGACUAAGCCCAGAAUGGGCUGAGAAAAGAAAGAAAAUGCAAGCGGUACGAGCGAAGCUUACUCACAAUCAUAACAUGUCUAGGGGAGGUUAUAUUUCUAAGGAGGAGCAACUAAUGAAAGAGCGUGAUGACCAAAUAAGCGAGUUUGAUCAAGCUGAGCUGUGGUCAUUAGGCCAAACCAACAAGAAGGGAGAGUUGUCUGGUGAGGCGACAUCAGUGAAAGUUAACAUUGAUCAUUUCCAAAAAGUAAAGCACGAGGUCCCUGAAGAUUGGGUCUGUGAAUCAUGCCCAAGUGGCAAUGACUCGAUUCUGAUGGAAUCUGGGGAGAAAGAUGUUCUUGUGACAUCUUCAUUCCAAGAAGAUGAAGCUGUGACAAGAGCAAUGAACAACGAGCAAUUUUCAGUUUUACAGCAAAAGACUGCAGAAACUGGUGGAGUUAAGUUCGAUUCUUCUAAACAAGUCAUUGAGCCAUCUUCAGGGAUCACAGGAACAAGAUUAUCCACCUUCAAAGAGUCAAAAGAUAUAAAUCCAUUAGAUGAUGAUUGUCCAUUUCCUGAGGAUGGUGAUGAGGAAAUGGAUGACCCUGAGAGGUUCGAUAAUGAUGACAAUAUGAGUGGUGAUGAGGAGGUAGAGAAUUAUGUGGCUGGUAGAGGCCCGACAUUGAUGCGUGAGGUAUUUAAAGCCCGGAGUGAGGGUAUACGCACACCAAUAGUGUUCAAUGAGUUCGGACAAGUUAUCGGUCCAGCGAGAACAAGGUUUGCAUCGACACUUGGAUCCAUUGUACGCAGAACUAUUAACAUUAAGCAUGAUAGUUGGGCGAAGGUUCCUACUUCCGAGAAAAAUAAAUUAUGGCAUAUUGUUGAGGAGACUUUCGAGAUAGAUCCUAAAGCGAGGAAAAAGAUUUUACAGACGGGUGGCAGAUAUUGGAGGAACUUCAAAACAAACCUCACCAACUGCUGGAUAGAAAAACAUAGAUACACUAAACCCCACAGGCUGAGGCACCCACCGAAAGGGUAUAUGUCGGUGAUAAAAAAAAUCGAUUGGGACAACUUUGUCAAAGUAAGACUAAGCCCAGAAUGGGCUGAGAAAAGGAAGAAAAUGCAAGCGGUAAGGGCGAAGCUUCCUCACAAUCAUAACAUGUCAAGGGGAGGUUAUAUUUCUAAGGAGGAGCAACUGAUGAAAGAAAAUGAUGGCCAAAUAACUGAGAUAGAUCGAGCUGAGUUGUGGACAUUAGGCCGAAUGAACAAGAAGGGCGAGCUGACUGGUGAGGCGGCAUCAGUGAAAGCUAACAUUGAUCAUUACAGACAGCUGCAAACAGAGGGCAAGUGGAAACCCCAAGGAUCUAAUGAUUUGCUAACUAUGGCAUUGGGGACCCCUGAGAGGAGAGGGUUUGUUAGGGGUAUGGGUGUUGGUGUGACGCCCACUCAAUUUUUUGACACUCCAACGCCCACGUCGAGGAAGGUGAAAGCAAAAGAAAUUUCGAACAACGCCCAGGUUGAUGCAUUAAGAAGAGAGUUUGAAGAAAAACUGCGCCAACAAGAAGAAUUUUUCCGCCAACAACAAGAAGAAUUCUUGCGCCGACAAGAAGCCAUGAUGAAAGCAUUCAUGGAGUCUGCGAGAGGCUCUUCUCAUGUCGGUGGCUCUUCUCAUGCAUCAACACCCGAGUUCGACACAACAUAUAGUAGUUGUGUCCCAACACCACCGCAACCAGCAGGUGUAACAAGCCUUCAUCCUGAUUAAUAGAAAAAUGCAUGAGUUUUUUUUGUCUUCAGAGUAUGGCUUAGCAAGGAAUGAAAAUCCAAACUGGCUAUGUAGAUGAUCAUUGUAGAAGUUAGACAGUUGUAGUGUCAAAAAUACAAAGUAAAGACUAUGCUAAACUCUAUGUUGAGAUGUAUAUAUAAAAAAAGCUCAAUGGCUAUGAUUUUGCCAAAGCCUGGAAUGGGAUAUAAAUUGUCAUUAUGUGCUA